Hemicordylus capensis (graceful crag lizard) is the source of this 3204-nucleotide messenger RNA. It is a transcript of the gene ARL5B, whose product is annotated as ADP ribosylation factor like GTPase 5B. The record is from RefSeq and is a predicted model, not a curated record. The transcript has 6 exons. Gene Ontology annotation, molecular function: GTPase activity; GTP binding. The coding region runs from base 176 to 805 and encodes 209 amino acids. Gene Ontology annotation, cellular component: cytoplasm; trans-Golgi network. Gene Ontology annotation, biological process: protein localization to Golgi membrane; intracellular protein transport; vesicle-mediated transport. NCBI's taxonomy places the organism in Eukaryota, Metazoa, Chordata, Lepidosauria, Squamata, Cordylidae.
AGGAACGUACGCCUUGCGUGAGCACGCAGUGACGCAGUGAGGAUGCCGGGGAAGGAUGGGUGGGCAGGGCUGUGAUUGCAGCCAGUGUGGCUGAAACGGGGAGGGUGACGGUGGGGGGCAGGCGGGGAGGAGCCGAGCUGGUUUCGGUCCCUCCCAUGGUAAUCCGCCGCGUUGGAUGAGAAGGAAGGAAGGACGGGAGGCAGGUACUUCUUCGCCCGCAGUGCAUAAUCGGCGGUGCCGCUGGCUGCUCGCUUGCCUGUCUGGAAUGGGGCUAAUAUUUGCCAAGCUCUGGAGUCUUUUCUGUAACCAGGAACACAAAGUGAUAAUUGUCGGACUUGAUAAUGCUGGAAAAACCACCAUUCUGUACCAGUUCCUAAUGAACGAGGUAGUUCAUACUUCCCCGACGAUAGGAAGUAAUGUUGAAGAAAUAGUAGUAAAAAACACGCACUUCCUCAUGUGGGAUAUUGGAGGACAGGAGUCAUUGCGAUCAUCCUGGAAUACAUAUUAUUCAAAUACAGAGUUUAUUAUCCUUGUAGUUGACAGCAUUGAUCGGGAGAGACUGUCUAUCACAAAAGAAGAACUUUACAGAAUGUUGGCACACGAGGAUUUGCGGAAAGCUGCCGUUCUCAUCUUUGCAAACAAGCAAGAUAUGAAAGGUUGUAUGACAGCAGCUGAAAUUUCCAAGUACCUCACCCUUAGUUCCAUAAAGGAUCACCCAUGGCACAUUCAGUCCUGUUGUGCACUAACAGGAGAAGGAUUGUGCCAAGGCUUGGAAUGGAUGACUUCCCGUAUUGGAGUAAGAUAACUUCCUCCAGAUAAAAAGUGACACUUACUCUAUGGACAAAACACCUUUGUGGUACACUUGACUGCUGAGGUAGCAACAUGUUUUAACUUAAAAACGUCUGAAACCUCCAAAAGCAACACUUGAAUCAAGUGCGGCUGAACUGAAACUCAAAAGUGUUUUUUUAACUUCUCAUUUUAAUGCACUAAUCCUGGAUGGAUGAACAAGCAAGAACUAUCUCAAAAGUUCUCCUGACUACAUAAGCUAAAUGACUGCCUUGUAACAAAGUUUGCCAUUGGAAAAACUCAAUCUUGCUGCUUACGGUAAUAGUCUGUAACAUUUGGGUGUGUGGGGGGGUGUUUCUUCCUUUUUUCUAUGCUGCAACAAUUAGCUUUAAGAAUUCCAAAAGCAUGGGUUUUAAAAUCAGUGUAUUCCCAGGUUUGAGUUGUGGAUGGGAUUUCAGAUACUGAUACACACUACAGGAGUUCUAUUUAACAUUGAAAUGGUUAUUUAUUUACUGUCAUUGCAUUUAUGCCAUGACAAGCAUAUACCUUCUUAAAAUGUCAUUUGACCGCUAAAUGUUUCAUAUACAGUAGUGGGUUUACCUGAAAAUAAAAAUUUUAUAUAGUAACAGUGAAUAUGCCGCAUGUUGGCAAGGAAGAGUAUUUGCCUGCACUGUGUUUUAACAAUGCAAGUCCAAUAGGGAAAACUUCAAAUAUUGGUGUGCACUUUCCAAAAGAACAGCAGCUUUUUGCCAUCGUGUUAUCAGACAAACUCUUUUGGAUAUUGUGUUUCUAGUUAAUGAGGUUCUACAAUCUGAUUUUUUUUUAAUCAUUGUUAAGCGGAAAUGAGUUCUCUCUGUGUGAGUGUGUAAUAUGAAUAAACAUUAAAAGCAAGGCCUAAUUUCUCCAUUGGAGAAACCCAGAGCAACAGUAUUAUUGAAAAUAACGGAAUCCUUCCCACAAAUUGAUCCAACUCUCCUGUACAAGGGCAGUACUCUUUUUAUUCCUCAGAAAUAUUCUACAAAUCAUCAGCAAAUGCCUUAUUUUGAUAGUGCAUUAAAAGCAGUUCAUGGUAUUGAAAAAUGUAUAAUUUUGAAGAAACAGUAUUCCAUAGUGCUUUAAAACACCAAAUUGUCUUCCUUUGAUAACAUUGGUUGAUUUCUUUUCACAAGGCAAUGCUGAUAAUGUAUGUGUUUGAACAUGCAACAUUAUGUAAGCACUCUAAAGGAAAGCACUUAUAUUCAGCAAUUUCCUUCAGUGCCAAACCACUUUAGGGACAUUACAGGCAACAUAUUGGCUGUCUUUGUGCUUUAUUUCAUGAAAUAAUGCCAUGUUGCAAUUAGGGUUCGGUUGACAUCAUGUGAAGUUUGUUUUCAGAUAAGUAACUUUUCUCUAGAAGAGCAGUGUUCCCUUAGAAAUAACUGCCUUUCAUUGCAAAAUCAGAAUUCUUCCCUUCUCUUGGCAAACAGAGGAAAAGAAUCAUGGUCACAGUGUUGCAUAUUGCUUCCUUUAAAGUGGCAAAGAUGUUUACCCCAAUUUAAUAUCCCAAAGAUCACUAAAACAGAGGACCCCUUUCUUUUAAAGGGGGGAAACUCUUCUCUUCCAUGGAAAGCCCCUCCCCACCACACACACACACUAUUAACUCUGCCCCAGUAGCAGUAUAGCAAAUCCAUGCUAUGGUACAGGUAGCUUGAAUUGGGGCAUGCAUUGAGAUCCAAUCUGAGAUCCAAUCUGUCAAUAUCCAAUGAAUCUGAUUUUCUUUUUCCUCUAGUGGCAUCAAUUCCUUUUGAUUGUCUUUAUAGAACAUAGGUGCACAUUUCAGUAAAAUUAGACAUGCAGCAGUGUCUGCAGAAGUCAACUUCCUUCAAGAGUUAUAGGUAUAAACAGAGCUUAAAACUCUCAAGAAUUGUGUUGGGUUGAGCAUUGAGGACAUUUACAUAUCUGCUGAAAUAUCUUGGAACUCUGUGGGUUGUUGUUUUUUUACACUAGUCCUUUAGUAGCCCUUGUCCUUUCAAAAAUGCUGCAUGGAAUGUUGUGCUAAAUCAGGAGAGGGGUUUUUUAAAAUAACUGUUACAAUAUGUUUGUCAAGAAUGCCAGGUUUCCAGAAAAAUUUAUCCUCUUUUACCCUGUGUUCUCCAUCUUUCCUCUACUCCAUGAUCUUCACAGUAACUGUGGAUUUACCAUUUCACUUUUCCUAAAGGGGAAUGCAUUCAGUGUUUCAGCUGUAGCUCUUUCCAUAGGAUGGGAUUUGAAAAACCGGGCCUUUUUUGGCCAAGAUCAUGUUAUCUUGUCAUUUGACUCCUCACAUGAAAUAUGGUUUACCAUACUGUACACUUUUUAUAUCAAAUGAUUGGCAUGAUAUUGCAUUGUAACUACUGUACUUAUUUGGGUGAAUUAAAGUGCUUGGCUGUGCAAAGCAAA